AUGGGAAAAAGGUUUGACGAUCUCAGUAAAAACAACAACGAAAAUUUCAACGAAAAGACCGAUGCCAACUCCUCCGCAUCGGAAUCGUCUCGCCCUAAAGAGGCUUACUUUGAAAAGAAAGAUGACAAAGGCAGAAUCGUCUUGACCGAGGAAAUGGCGCCGGAAGUGCUUGGUUUUGCAUUCAGUGAAAAGAAGAAGUACAUAAUCCUCACUGUUAUCGCCAUUCUCCAAAUAUCGAUGAACUUUAAUACCUCCGUAUACCCCAACGCUGUCGGAGCAAUUAGCGAGGAGUGGGGUGUCUCCGAGCAAGCCGCAAGAGUCGGACAAAUGGGUUUCCUUGUUCUCUACGCAUUCGGAUGCGAGCUCUGGGCUCCAUGGUCCGAAGAAUAUGGUCGUUGGCCUAUCCUACAACUUUCACUCUUUUUUGUCAACAUAUGGUCGCUUAUGCAGGCCCUUUCACCCAACUACGCCACUAUGAUGGUCGGUAGAUUCCUGGCAGGUUUGUCGUCUGCCGGUGGAAGUGUCACGCUCGGAUUGGUCGCUGAUCUCUGGGACGCUGACACGCAGCAAUACGGCGUUGCUUAUAUUGUAUGGUCAUCUGUUUCAGGUACCACUGUUGGUCCUAUUGUUGGUGGUUUUAUGGAAAGUUUCGCGCCUUGGCGUUGGAUCUUCUGGGUUCAACUGAUCUUUGGAGGUUUCACAAUGGCUCUCCAUUUCCUAAUUGUUCCCGAGACAAGAUCGACGAUUUUGCUAGACAGAGAAGCUAAGAGAAGACGCAAACAAGCCGUAAAAGACGGAAAGCCAGAGCCUAACAUUUGGGGUCCGAACGAAGUCAAGGAGUCAAGAAUUAGUGUCAAAGAAAUUAUCGUCACCUUUUACAGACCGUUUGAGCUGUUUGUUCGCGAGCCUAUUGUCUUGUUCUGUUCGAUGCUCUCGGGUUUCUCGGAUAUGCUUAUUUUCAUCUUCUUGGAGAGUUAUGGUCCAGUUUUUGGACAAUGGGGUUUUGCGGCAUGGGCGACCGGCUUAGGCUUUGUGCCUGUCUGGAUCGGUUACUUUAUUGGAUGGGCAUCGUUUAUUCCCUUCAUUCGUAAAGAUAUGGCGCAGAGAAAAAUUGACCGCUUCUCUGUUCCUCCGGAACGUCGUCUCUAUUGGUUGCUUUGGACGGCUCCCCUUGAAGCUAUCGGAUUGUUUGGCUUUGCGUGGACAUCUCUCGGACCGGAAUACAACGUCCACUGGAUUGCGCCUAUGAUAUUCGCUGCCAUGAUCGGUAUCGCAAAUUAUUGCAUCUAUAUGGCUACAUUCGACUACAUGGUUGCAGCUUAUGGACCUUACGCUAGUUCUGCAACUGGUGGUAACGGAUUCGCAAGAGAUUUCCUCGCAGGUAUCAGUGCUAUGUUCAGUACGCCGUUUUACAAUCACUUCGAUACAUAUACGUUGGAGUAUCCCUCGACAAUCCUCGCGUGUAUUGCCACUUGCUUGAUAGCGCCAAUUUUCCUCCUCUACUUCAAAGGACCAACUGUCAGACAACGCAGUCGCUUUGCUCAAUCUCUCAACGACGAGUUUGAGUCUACGAAGGUUAGGGCUCAAGUCAGGGAGGAGAAGGCUGGUGGAGGAGCUGAACACAUUGAGCAUGCGUAG
Molecule: messenger RNA, 1638 nt
Organism: Wallemia ichthyophaga EXF-994
Lineage: Eukaryota; Fungi; Basidiomycota; Wallemiomycetes; Wallemiales; Wallemiaceae
Exons: 7
Coding region: 1-1638 (545 amino acids)
Biological process (GO): transmembrane transport
Molecular function (GO): transmembrane transporter activity
Source: RefSeq, a predicted model, not a curated record